This is a messenger RNA of Galendromus occidentalis (western predatory mite), 1260 nucleotides long. Its product is annotated as sex peptide receptor-like. Lineage: Eukaryota; Metazoa; Arthropoda; Arachnida; Mesostigmata; Phytoseiidae. Gene Ontology annotation, biological process: G protein-coupled receptor signaling pathway. The record is from RefSeq and is a predicted model, not a curated record. Bases 1 to 1260 code for a protein of 419 amino acids. Gene Ontology annotation, molecular function: G protein-coupled peptide receptor activity. Gene Ontology annotation, cellular component: plasma membrane. The transcript is spliced from 3 exons.
AUGGAUCUCAACGUUUCUCUGAGUGCUUUCGUGAACGAGAGUCUUGCGGGCUCCGCUGGAUACGAUUCAAAUGGCAUGGACGGUUACGAUCUGUUAGGAGGCUUGAACAACACUACCACGGCCGAACCGACUCCGAGAAUGUCCCCACGACCUAUCGACGACUUCCCCACGUGGACUCAAUUCUUCCUCCGAUUUAAUUCAUUUCACCGAUCUCACAGGUACGUUCAUCAUAUACACGGUUACCUGGCGCUCGUCGUUUGUGUAUUGGGAAUCAUCGCCAACAUCCUGAACGUCGCGGUCCUGUCCCGGAAAAACAUGAUCUCUCCAACGAAUUGCAUUCUGAUAGGUCUCGCCGUUGCGGACAUGCUCGUCAUGUGUUUCUAUCUCCCCUAUUGCAUCAUGGAAUUCAUUACGGAACGAGAGCAAGACUGCCUGAUAGACGGCGUAAUGGUGGCCUGUCGAUCAUACCCGGCCGUUCUGUACACUCUGAUAUGUUCAAACGCAACCGUAGUUUUCCACACGGUGUCCACGUGGCUGACAGUGGCUCUGGCCAUUUUUCGGUGGAUGGCGGUGGCUUUUCCAAGCCACUCACGGCAGCUGUGCUCCAUGAAGCGGGCCAAGAUAGCCAUCGGGCUGACGUACGUCGGUACGUUCAUUGCCUGCGUACCGAACUACUUCUCGUUCACGGUACACGACGUACUCGCGAAAGGCAUCGGCUCAGGCGACACAAUGGUUUCAUAUAGAGUCGACUUCGCAGAGCUCAAAUACGGCGAAGGGAUACGCAAGUUCAACUUCUGGACGUACAGCGUACUUAUGAAACUCAUCCCAUGCCUGGCGUUGACGAUUCUAUCCACGGCCCUCGUUCGAGCGCUAUGCGAAGCGGAGGACAGACGUCGACGUCUCAAGGGACGAGCUCCGAAUCCGGAUGGGGCGUCGUCCCACAACCAGCGAUCCGCCGAUCGAACGACGCGGAUGCUCUUAGCUGUUCUUCUGUUAUUCAUCGUGACGGAAUUCCCCGCUGGAGUCCUGUCUCUGCUAUCGGGCAUCGACCCUGACUUCUUCGAAAGUUACGUCAGGGUGGGAGAUAUAUUCGACAUCCUGGCUCUGAUCAACAGCUCCGUCAACUUCAUCCUUUACUGCACAAUGAGCCGGCAGUUCCGGAAAACGUUUGCGCUCCUCUUUACGCCGCGAUGGCUAAAAAAGUGGGCCCCGGUUAUGGCCACUGAGGCCAAUGCGACCAUAGCUACGACCUGCGUAUAG